Molecule: messenger RNA, 6227 nt
Organism: Zonotrichia albicollis (white-throated sparrow)
Lineage: Eukaryota; Metazoa; Chordata; Aves; Passeriformes; Passerellidae
Gene: PDGFRB
Product: platelet derived growth factor receptor beta
Biological process (GO): cell chemotaxis; angiogenesis; cell surface receptor protein tyrosine kinase signaling pathway
Cellular component (GO): signaling receptor complex; plasma membrane
Molecular function (GO): ATP binding; platelet-derived growth factor binding; platelet-derived growth factor beta-receptor activity
Source: RefSeq, a predicted model, not a curated record
GGUUUAAGGAGGCGAUAGUCGGGCUGCUCCGGGCUCCUUUUGUUCCUUCUUAGCCGGGCCCUCAGCGCUCGCCUCAUCGCAGCCUGCAGCACAGCACCCCUCUCCUUGCAGCCACUUUGGCUUCUCCGCCUUUUAACUUUUUUUUUUUUUUUCACCCAUCACCCUCGUCCGGCGGGCGUUAAUCGCGAGUUGCGCUCCGCAAAGGGUCCCCACAGAGGGUGGAGGGAGGAAGUCGGAGGAGCUCCGCUCCUCAUUGGCGAAGCAGCCUCCCCCCUUCUCCUCCUCCCGAGGUCUCUUUUAUUUAUACACGCACGCACACACGCGUGCACAUCCUCGGCCCCGGCUCCGAGCAGGCAGAGCCCCCUCCCAGCUGGGCCGGGGGCUGCUCAGGGCGCUGUGAGAUGCACUAGAGCAGCAGAGCAGGGGCUUGGCUGCAGCCCAGCCUUGGCACAGCCUUGCCUCUCCUUUUGAUUUUAUUUUAUUUUUUUUUCACUCCCCUCCUCCCUUCCACUUCAUUUCUUUCUUUCCCUCUCUUUCGCCUUUAAGUGGAGAAGCCUUGCCAGCUGGGCAGGCUGGGAGGGCAGGGACAGCCUCAGCAGGCAGCAGAUAGAGAGAGUUUGGAGGAGGAGAAGGAGGAAUUUUGGAGCCUUCCCUUGGGACGUGCAGCACUCAGCUGGAGGGACCCUGCUCAAGGACUGGGACACCAAGCCCAGGGCCCAGCAUGCCGUGCCCCACUCUCAGGACGUGUCUCUGCCUCCUCAUCCUCACUGGUCUGCUGGAGGUGACGUCUGGGGACCGCAGGCUGCACAUCGAACCUGGGGACACGGAGCUUGUCCUCAGCCUCCACAGCACCUUCUCCCUCCUGUGCUAUGGGGACAGAGAGCUGCUCUGGGAACGGGAGGGGCAGCCCCUCAGUGCCUCGCUGGAGCACAGGGACGGUGUUUUUGUGAGCAAUCUCACCCUCAGGAACGUGACAGGCCAUCACACUGGGGAGUACACGUGCACCUACAGCCCCGAGCAGGCUCCAGAGCCAGCAGAGAGGAAAGCCCUCUACAUCUAUGUUCCAGACCCCUCCCUGGUUUUCCUCCCUGCAGUCACCUCUGAAGAAGUCUUCAUCUUCAUCACGGGCUACACAGAGGCUGUCAUCCCAUGCCGAGUGACCAACCCACAGAUGCAGGUCACCCUCUAUGAGAAGAAGGUGGAAAACCCCAUCCCAGCUACAUAUGAUCCACAACAGGGAUUUAAAGGCUUCUUUGAGGAUAAAACCUAUUUCUGCCGGACAUUUGUGGAUGAUCAGGAGGUGGAUUCAGACACUUUCUAUGUCUACAGGAUCCAGGUGUCAUCUGUGAACGUGUCCAUCAGUGCAGUGCAGACCAUGGUGCGCCAGGGGGAAAACGUCACAGUCAUGUGCACCGUGAGCGGCAACGAGCUGGUCAACUUCAACUGGGACUAUCCCCGCAAGCAGGCAGGGAAGGCUGUGGAGCCAGUGACUGACUUCCUGCCUGGAUCCACUCAUGAGAUCCGCUCCAUCCUCAUCAUCCAGAAUGCAGAGCUGGAGGACAGUGGGACCUAUGUCUGCAAUGUCUCUGAGGGCUACCAUGAGAAGACAGACAGGAAGGACAUCACUGUCCAAGUGAUCGAGCGUGGCUUUGUGCAGUUCCACACCCACCUGCCCAGCACGGUGUAUGCUGAGGUCCACAAGAGCCGCACUGUCCAGGUGGAAGUGGAGGCUUAUCCCCAACCCAGCAUUGUGUGGCUGAAGAACAACAAGACACUGACCAUGGAGAGCAGCAGUGAGUUCACCAUCACCAGCAGGAACCUGUCAGAAACCAGGUACCAGACAGCUCUGGUGCUGGUGCGAGUGAAGCAGGAAGAAGGAGGAUUUUACACCAUUCGGGCUUCCAAUGAGGAUGACGAGCAGGAGAUCUCCUUCCAUCUGCAAAUAAAUGUGCCAGCUAAAGUGGUGGAGCUCAAGGAGAACAGCAGUGCCAGCAGUGGGGAGCAGACUGUAACGUGCUCUGCUGAAGGCAUGCCCCAGCCAGAGAUCAGCUGGUCUACAUGCAGCGACAUCAAAUGGUGCAGCACCAAGGGCCAGCCCACGCGGCUGCUGGGGAACGAGUCGGCCGAGCUGGGCGUGCAGACCAACGCCUCGUACCACGCCGAGCGGCAGCUCUACCGCGUCAACAGCACCCUGCAGCUGCACAGGGUGCACGAGCCCCUGCUCCUCAGGUGCACCGUGCACAACUUCCUGGGCACCAGCUCCCAGGACAUCACUCUGGUGCCACACGCCUUGCCGUUCAAGGUGGUCAUCAUUUCUGUCAUCCUGGCCUUGCUGGUCCUCACUGUGAUCUCCCUGAUCAUCCUGAUCGUGCUGUGGCAGAAGAAACCUCGUUAUGAAAUCCGCUGGAAGGUGAUUGAGUCGGUCAGCUCUGAUGGGCACGAGUACAUCUAUGUGGAUCCCAUGCAACUCCCUUAUGACUCCACCUGGGAGGUGCCCAGGGACAAGCUGGUGUUAGGACGCACUCUCGGCUCCGGUGCCUUUGGUCGUGUGGUGGAGGCAACAGCCCAUGGCCUGAGCCAUUCCCGGUCCACCAUGAAGGUGGCGGUCAAAAUGCUCAAGUCCACAGCCCGCACCAGUGAGAAGCAAGCCCUCAUGUCCGAGCUGAAGAUCAUGAGUCACCUGGGACCUCACCUCAACAUCGUCAACUUGCUAGGGGCCUGCACCAAAGGAGGACCCAUCUACAUCAUCACGGAGUACUGCCGCUACGGGGACCUGGUGGAUUACCUGCACCGCAACAAGCACACCUUCCUGCAGGCCUGCGGGGACAAGGCGCGGCGGGAGGCGGAGCUCUACGGGAACACCCCCAAGGAGGACCCCGUGCACAGCCACCUCUCCAUGUCUGUCGAGAGUGACGGGGGCUACAUGGACAUGAGCAAGGAUGACUCCCUGGACUAUGUGCCCAUGUCUGACAUGAAGGGUGAAGUCAAGUAUGCUGACAUCGAGUCUUCUAACUAUGGCACCCCCUAUGAGCUGGACAGCUACUCCCCCUCAGCUCCUGAAAGGACAGACCGGGUGACACUGAUAAAUGAGUCUCCACUCCUGAGCUACAUGGACUUGGUGGGCUUCAGCUUCCAGGUGGCCAAUGGGAUGGAGUUCCUGGCUUCCAAAAAUUGUGUGCACCGUGACCUGGCUGCCAGGAAUGUCCUCAUCUGUGAGGGGAAGCUGGUGAAGAUAUGUGACUUUGGCCUGGCGAGGGACAUCAUGAGGGAUUCCAACUAUAUCUCCAAAGGCAGUACCUUCUUGCCCCUUAAGUGGAUGGCUCCAGAGAGCAUCUUCAACAACCUCUACACUACCCUGAGUGAUGUGUGGUCUUUUGGGAUUCUUCUUUGGGAGAUAUUCACCCUAGGAGGGACUCCAUACCCUGAGCUGCCCAUGAAUGAACAGUUCUACAAUGCCAUCAAACGUGGCUAUAGGAUGUCCAAACCCACCCAUGCCUCUGAUGAGAUCUACAGCAUCAUGCAGAAGUGCUGGGAGGAGAAGUUUGAGAUCAGGCCAUCCUUCUCACAGCUGGUGGUGCUUAUGGGAAACCUCCUGGUGGAUUGCUACAGGAAGAGGUACCAGCAGGUGGAUGAGGAGUUCAUGAAGAGCGACCACCCUGCGGUCGUGCGCACCAGGCCCGCGGUUCCCGUGCUGAACAACGCCCGCCUGGCUGCCAGCUCCCCCAGCAGCCACAUCCUGUACACAGCCGUGCACCAGCACGGGGGCGAGAACGACUACAUCAUCCCCCUCCCCGACCCCAAACCCGAGGGGAGCUCUGACCUCCCCCAGGAGGCCUCCAUCAGCAGGGCCAGCUCUAUGCUGAACGAGGCCAACACAUCAUCUACAAUAUCCUGUGACAGCCCUCUGGGCCUCCAGCAGGACGAGGAGCAGGAAUCUGACCCACAGCCAGGCUGCCAGGAGCCAACCACAGGACACCAAGAGGUGGAGGAAAGUUUCCUGUAGUCAGAGCUGGGCUGACUUUGCAUCUCCCUAUGGAGAGGCCAGCUGAGGGGGCUGACCCAGAUGUCACAGAGAGCCAUGCUUGUGCUUGUACAUCAGGACAUCCCCUCCUGCACCAGCAUUCCUCCUUCCCUCCUGUCUCCCAGUGCUGGUUGGGGAAUUAAAGACUUUUCCCCAUUGUCAUCCCCUUCCCCCUUAAAAAGAGGUGUCUCAGUGCGAGACACCCUCUACAUCACUGCCACAUCCUCCUCAGUGACCAAACCACUGCAGGAGGGAGACAUCUCACAGACCAACACCUUUUCAAAUGGAAGACGUGGUUGGAUCCCCACGAGAGGCCACUUUGUGCAUUGCUAAGAUGACAUUCCAGCCUCUUCCUCCUCCAUGGCACAGGGUUUCGUCUCCUCUGCACCAGCACUUCUCUGAUGGUCUCAGCACCAGCCACACUGUGGUUCUGUGAAAUGCCACUGGGACAGAUCAUCCACCUGGAGCCCAUUGCUGGGCUGUAGAGAACCUGCAGCACCAACCUUCAGCUGCUGGAGGCCAGGAGUACUGGAUUGGAUUCUCCUCCAAGCCUGAAGAGGCCAGCCAGUGUCUGGGAGGUACAGAAUUCCCAUUUUCCUCUCUUGGCAGUGCUUCCAUGGUGGAUGGAGCAUCACAAGCACUACAGGUGUUCACAGCUCUGGGGCACAGCUCUGCACCCACCUGGAGGCUGUCACACCCUUCUGUGCCCAGUGUGGCACCAGGAGCCCCAGGGACAUGCCAGGAGCUCCAAAUGCCCUCACAAUGACUUGGUUAUAAAGCAAAGAGGGCAGUCACUGUUGUUAGUGUUGUCUGUGUGGACACUAAGCUAAUUUUUCUCCAUUGAAGACUUAAAGGGAACAAAUAUAUUAAUCCACUAGCCAGGGCCAGUAUAAGGAAGCAAUAUGGUUAUUCAUUAAUCUACUGCCACUACAGCCAGCCCAUCUGCUGGGAAAUCAUAUAACCACGCCAGCUGCAGAAUCCUUGUGCCUUAUUUUUGGGAAGCAAAGGCUCACCUUUGAUAAACUGUUCACCCAAACACCCCUUCUCAGGAUGGGAGGACUCACCCUUCCCUCCUGAGUCACAGCAAGAUUAUGGGCAGCAAUAAGGAUAGCAGAACACCAACCCAGGCAUAGCUCCAAAGAAAAAGAGGGAGAGUGGCUGGGAAGCUCCUUGGUCACAGCUGAACUGUAUCUCACACCCUGCAACCUUCUGGGGUCAGUCAGAGCCACUUGCAGCCUGCUAGGGCUGUGAAAUAUCACAGAGAACCAAGCAGGGCAAGAGGAACUGGGGAGGAUUCCUUUCUCUUGGAGAGUGUUUUGAAAACUAAACAGGUCCAGACCUUCCCCCUGCUUCUGCCCUCCUUCCCCACUUCUCACCAAUGGGUCAGGGGCUUCUUGUGCUCUCAGCUGGCACUGAAUGAGCAGACCCAAAGCAGGAGGAGCACCAGGCUUUGGAAAUCAGUUGUGAGCCCCACCUCUGCAGAGAUGAAAGCUGGACCCCCAAAACCACAGCUCUGACACCACAGAAGACAGCAGGUUUUUCUCUGAAAUGAGUUUCACUUCACACAGAGCUCUGUUCACUGCAUGUCCCCUGCUCCCAUUAACUCUUCCUUGCCCUACUCUUGCACAUCUCUCUGUGCAUCCUACAGGAACUGCACAGGCAGGUUCACAAAAUCAGAAAUUCAGGCAGCAUCUUGCUGGGCUUCUGCCACCUCAGAGCCACUGAGAAUUUAAUUUUCUUUUCAAAAUAUGGAACUUCUGUCAGAAAUCCCCAGCAGAACAGCUUCUGUUUAAAGUUUUCUACCAUUCCGGUUCUGCCAUUUAUGCAGCUAAAGGAGGAGUAGGUGUUUUGUGGGCUGAUGUCCUUGGUAAAAUGUGAACAUAAGAAAUAGCACUUUUAGUGGCAUCCAGCAGAGGAUAUUUUCAGCCUAUGUGGUCAGAUUCCCCACCAUCCAUAGGAAACAUACUGUGAAUGACAACUGUUUUUCCAUCCUCUGUUCCUCCUGCUUGUAAUGAAGGAGCCAUCUUCUGUGGCCACAGUUCAUUAAAUAAUCCUCUCCGCAGAGAAGCAGUAAUUUAUGAGAUCCUUUGGGUCAGAUCACUUGAUUUCUUUUUAACAUGUAAGGUGCUUGAUAGGAUCUGUGUCACUGCAACUUGAGCCCAGAGGAUGGCACAUCAGAUUAUCCUAAUAGCCCCUGUCUGCACCA